GUGAGAAACGAUGAUUCCAAAGCUUCGUACUUUCUAUGAAGAUUUCAUGAUCCCAGAGAUUGUAGACAGUAGAAGGAUGAGGAAUAUGCCCUUACGGGAUGGCAAGCGCACCAAGAAGCCUUCUGUUGCGGAGGUAGCAGCAAGUAGGAAUUCUCAUGAGCAAACCGAGACUUUGGAUGAUAACGAGAAUAAUCAGGAAUUAGAGAAUUUUGGAGAAAACCAUCAUUCUCAGGUUCACUGCGAAAAUAGGAAUGAUGGUGAUCUGGAAAGUUCUCAACAUUUUCCGGAAUUCGAUGACAGCAUAAAUCAAGAAGAAAAUCGAUCAAUUGUGGAAGGUCUAAUCGCAUAUGAACUGAGUGAUCGCGAAAUCAAUAUUCUACAGGGUCGUGCAGAAUUAGAAUCCGAUCAUUUCGAUAUAUUGUGGCGGAUAAUAGGCGAAGUUACGGAAGGUCUUUACGCAUUUCGACCUCUCCUGUUAUUGCAACAUUCUCUGGACCUAAUAGAGCCUAUACAUCCAUUGCAAAAACAUAUCCAAAUUUUGAAUCGUGGUGGAAACCAUUGGGUAUGUGCUUACUAUGAUACUGAAAGGAUUUUUAUUUAUGACUCAUUACUUUCGAAAGCACAAGACCGUACUGCACCUUACAAGGCAGUUCUUCGACAAUUAUUCCCAAAAUAUAAAACCGCUGCAUUUGCGGUCAGUUUGGUGUAUUCUCUCGAUCCAUCCCAAAUACGUUAUGAUCAGGGGACAUUGCGCCAGCAUUAUUUGAGGAUUUGUCAGACUGGUGAGCUACGGCAUUUCCGUUUCUGUGCGGUGAUAUUGCUAUUCCUAACCUUCAAGAUCAGAUAG
Molecule: messenger RNA, 847 nt
Organism: Diachasma alloeum
Lineage: Eukaryota; Metazoa; Arthropoda; Insecta; Hymenoptera; Braconidae
Exons: 2
Coding region: 11-847 (278 amino acids)
Source: RefSeq, a predicted model, not a curated record